This is a messenger RNA of Corticium candelabrum, 5705 nucleotides long. Its product is annotated as multiple epidermal growth factor-like domains protein 6. Gene Ontology annotation, molecular function: scavenger receptor activity. Lineage: Eukaryota; Metazoa; Porifera; Homoscleromorpha; Homosclerophorida; Plakinidae. The record is from RefSeq and is a predicted model, not a curated record. Bases 525 to 5480 code for a protein of 1651 amino acids. The transcript has 32 exons.
CUAGGAUGUCAUACGGCCCGACUAUUCACUUGUACGUGUGCUACGUACUCCGAACGUUGCAGGUAACAGAGACGUCUGUUGAGACUCCUCCUACGGACCCGCCCACAGAAGAUUUGGCGAAGUAUAGACAUCUGGCUAGCUGGUGCACUCCCUUGUACGCCACUAAAUAUUAUUUCUACUUUCAAGCAACAAAAUCUUUGAAGCAUUUUUUGAUCAUCGUUCGCUAAAAAGAAGUUCCAUUAAGUAGCGUCCAACAUUGGAGGGGCAGGCAACAACCACAACGCCAAUGCUCCCAAUUAUUGAUAUUAGAGAGGCAACAUGCCUUGUUCCAAUGCUCCUCCAUUUCCGCCGCCCCACCAAUUGUAGUGUUUAUUGCGGUUUUGUCAUAUUGUGGCCUAUUGUAGAACUUCACUUAUGGAUUGAGUUGUAGAAGGCGGUGUCGAUGCGAGACUGCACAUGCGGUCGGAUGCAACAACGUCGACGGUCGAUGUAUUUGUACUCCCGGAUGGACAGGGUCGAAUUGCAUGCAGCGUUGCCAAGAGGGCACAUGGGGCACGGAAUGUAUGAAAAAAUGCGUUUGCUACAACAACGCAACGUGCGACCCUGCUACUGGAAGUUGUCAUUGCACUCCCGGAUGGAGAGACAGUACUUGCUCAGAAUCCUGCACUCCAGGAUUCUACGGCUUGAAUUGCAAAGAGAAAUGUGAUUGCAAACAUGGCGUGUGCUUGCCAACAAACGGAACGUGUAUGUGUCGUGAAGGAUGGAAAGGAACUCGUUGUGACGAAAUAUGUGAGUUCGGGUACUAUGGUCGCAACUGCGAGCAACGUUGCAAUUGCAGCUUUUCUACUUGUGAUCGGAUCAAUGGCACUUGCGUUUGUCCUGCAGGAUACAAAGGAGUAUUUUGUGAUGAAAAAUGCUCAGCUGGAACGUUUGGCCUGGACUGUAACCAGACGUGUACAUGCCAAAACCGAGCUACCUGCCAUCCUGUCAACGGAUCAUGCACUUGCACGGCUGGAUGGAAGGGAGACAACUGCACUGAACCUUGUUCUCCCGGAACGUAUGGAUUAGGAUGUCUCUCUUGCAUCUGCCAAAACGGAGCAACAUGUGACCAUGUAACAGGAACUUGUCGGUGCGCACCCGGACACAUAGGUAAAAGAUGUGAAACGGUUUGUGCGCCUUGGACGUUUGGAGUCAACUGUUCAGACGUCUGUCUGUGUGUAAAAUCAAAUACAUUCAACUGCAGUCACCAGGAAGGUCGAUGCAACUGCAAACAUGGAUGGACGAGCGACACAUGUUCUGAUCCAUGUCCACGUGGCAAACACGGUCCUGACUGCCAAUUGAAUUGCACUUGUCAAAAUGGCGGAAAAUGUGACAAUGUCUAUGGAAUAUGCAGCUGUUUACCGGGAUUUACUGGUGACCGUUGUGAGAGGGCGUGUCCAGCAGGCAAAUUUGGGUUGAGAUGUGAAAAUGAUUGCGAAUGCCGUAAUGGUGCAAUUUGCCAUGCAGCAGACGGUAGUUGCACUUGCGUUGGUCUAUGGGUUGGUGACAGAUGUGACAGACAAUGUCUGAGCGACUGGCAGUUUUGGAAUGGAACAGAUUGCCAAGCGUGUUCUUGUCAAAGAAGAUAUGCCAUAAGAUGCAAUUCUUCGUCUGGUGAAUGCACAUGCCAUGUUGGAUGGUCACCUCCCAGUUGCUCUGACACAUGCCUACCAGGUACUUACGGCGACAAUUGCCAAUCCAAAUGCCAAUGCCAAAAUCACGCAAACUGCAAUCCUGUUGACGGAACAUGUUUUUGUACCGAUGGUUACACCGGACGAUUAUGUGAUCAAAAGUGUAAGAAAGGCACUUACGGUUACCGUUGCAAAGCGACUUGUCGAUGUCGAAACGGAGCUGUUUGCUCUCACGUUAAUGGUUAUUGUUCUUGUCGCGAGGGUUGGCGAGGCAGGUUCUGUUCGUCGCCGUGCGGUAAGGGAUUGUUCGGACGACACUGUGGUCAGCUAUGCGUUUGUCUUAACAAUGCGAAGUGUGAUCACGUGAACGGGUCGUGCACCUGCACCAAUGGAUGGAUUGGAGACGACUGUUCUACUCCUUGCACGAACUUUACUUACGGAAAACUUUGCACAAGUGUUUGUCAGUGUAAUAUCUCAAACGCUUUGGGAUGCAACAAUACUAACGGUCGCUGUAUUUGCACUCCCGGAUAUGGCGGUCUCACUUGCUCAGAAGAGUGCGAAAAUGAUACAUGGGGUUCGAAUUGCAGCAAGAAAUGCAAUUGUAGCAAUGGCGCUUCGUGUGACAAAAGGACAGGAGAGUGUCGGUGCGCGCUGGGAUACCAAGGCAGCAGCUGUUCAAAACUUUGUGAUGAUGGCUUCUAUGGCAUGAACUGUAGCCGCAUUUGCGACUGCAGGUUUCCUUCUUGUGUACCUACAAAUGGAACUUGUGUUUGCCCAGAUGGUUGGACGGGUGCUCGAUGUGAUAAAAAAUGCAAUGAAGGAACACACGGACAGAACUGCAAUCGGAAUUGUACAUGUCGGAACGGGGCGACUUGUCAUCCUGUUAACGGAUCUUGCACUUGCACUGCUGGAUGGCGAGGACUGAACUGUGAUCAGCCUUGUCCGGACAGAACAUACGGAUUGGGAUGUCAUCCAUGCAUUUGUGAAAAUGGGGCCUCCUGCGACCGACUGACAGGCAAUUGUCGUUGCCCAAGAGGCUACUCGGGAGAACGUUGCGAAGCUUCUUGUGAUGCUUGGAUGUUUGGAGACGAGUGUUCACAGCGGUGUAUGUGCAACAGAUCGAAUACGUUCAAUUGCACUCACAUCGAGGGUAAGUGCAGUUGCAUGCCCGGUUGGAAAGGAGAUACCUGUUCUGCAACAUGUCGAACUGGCACAUUCGGUCCAAACUGUAUAUUUAACUGCACGUGCAAAAAUGGCGGCCAUUGCAACGCAUCUUCUGGAAUUUGCAGUUGUUUACCCGGAUUUAUCGGCACUAUGUGUGAAGAGUUGUGUCCAUCAGGAAAAUACGGAUUUGGAUGUAAGCAUGAUUGCGAAUGCAAGAAUGAUGCACUGUGCAGUGGCAGGGAUGGGAAUUGUACUUGCAUUGGGGACUGGGUUGGUAAAAGAUGUGAUAGACGAUGUUCUAGCGACUGGGAAUUUUGGAAUGGAACAAACUGCAUUGAAUGUACUUGUCAAAAGAGUAAUACAAUACGAUGUAAUUCUUCUUCUGGCGAAUGUACAUGCGCAGCCGGAUAUAAUCUUCCCACCUGCUUGGAGACCUGCCCACAAGGUACGUUCGGCCUUAGUUGCCAAAGUAAUUGCCAAUGCCUAAACAAUGCGAGCUGCGAUCCUGUUGUCGGAACGUGCACUUGUACCGAUGGUUACACAGGAAGACUAUGUGCUGACAAGUGUGAAAACGGUACCUACGGUAAUCGUUGCAGUGGAAUAUGUCGAUGCGCAAAUGGAGCCGCUUGUUCUCACGUUGACGGUUCUUGUUCAUGUCUUCACGGUUGGCACGGCGAGUUCUGUACACUGACGUGCGGAAAGGGAUUCUACGGACGACUGUGCAGGCAGAAGUGUAACUGUGUUAAUGGGACGUGUGAUCCUGUCGAUGGAUCUUGCAGCUGUGCAGACGGAUGGACGGGAUUCAACUGUUCGACGCCUUGCACGAACUUCACGUAUGGAAGGCACUGCAUGCGACGUUGCCAGUGCAAUACUUCAAAUUCUCUGAGUUGUGACAACAGUGACGGUCACUGCAUUUGUAAUCCCGGAUGGACAGGUUCUAACUGCUCAAAGGGAUGUCCACCCGGCACAUGGGGAUACAACUGCACAGGAACGUGUGGUUGCAAGAAUGGAGCCACAUGCGAUCGCAUUACAGGGGCUUGUCAUUGCAAACCCGGAUGGCAAGGCACUGAUUGCUCAAAAUCUUGCCCUCCCGGGUACUACGGAAGUAAUUGCGAAAGUAAAUGUGUCUGUAAAUUUCCUUCCUGUUCACCAACGACUGGCCAUUGUAUCUGUCCUGAAGGAUGGAAAGGAGUUCGAUGCAGUAAACCAUGCUAUGCAGGAUUUUACGGCCGCGACUGUAACGAAAGCUGCACUUGCCAAAACGGUGGAACAUGCGACAAAACCAAUGGAACUUGCAACUGUGCGCGAGGAUUUUUUGGCAAUCAGUGUGAAAAUGUAUGUGCGUCUGGAAAAUUCGGAUUUGGAUGUGAGAGUGACUGCCAGUGCAAAAACGGUGGCACGUGUGACAGCGUUGACGGCAGCUGCUCCUGCCCGGCAUUGUGGUUUGGAAAGCAUUGCGACCAACAGUGCUGGAAGGAAUUUGAGUACUGGAAUGGGACGGAUUGUACGGCAUGUGCGUGCGAUAAAGAGCGCACUUUGUUAUGCAAUGUCUCUAGCGGAAUGUGCGAUUGUGUUCCCGGAUGGCACACUUCAACUUGCUCACAUCGAUGUCCACCCGGACAUUUCGGCUACCAGUGUGUGCAAAAGUGCGAGUGUCAGAACAACGGAAAAUGCGACGUCGAAGACGGCAAGUGCACGUGCACCAGUGGUUACACAGGAGAGCGGUGCGACGAACGCUGUAAAAACGGCUCUUACGGCGUGCAUUGCAGCAAACAUUGUCAAUGCCAAAAUGGCGCUCUUUGUUCGUACGUCGACGGUUCGUGUGCGUGUGGCGACGGAUGGCGGGGAGAGUUGUGCGACAUGCCGUGCGCGAAAGGAUUGUACGGCCGCAAGUGCGAACAACGGUGCCUCUGUGAGAACGACGCGGAGUGCUAUCACAUAGAUGGAUCAUGCAAUUGUACUGCCGGUUGGCGAGGAGACAACUGCGCCACGCCAUGCAAGAGCCUUACUUACGGAAAGGAUUGCGAGAAGAAGUGUCAUUGUGUCAACGCUGAAAGCUGCGACAAUGUCAAUGGAGCUUGUCUUUGCAAGUCUGGUUGGAAAGGAAGUACAUGCUCCGAUCAGUGUGAAAUUGGAUUUUAUGGACAAGGCUGUCUAGAGCUUUGCGCUUGUGAUUCUAAGAUUAACUGCGAUCGAUUCAGUGGAAGGUGCUUCUGUCCAGAUGGGCUAACAGGUGAAAACUGCGACCAAGUUAUCGUUAAUCGUGGCAACGAAACAGGUCAAGUAUCAAAAAACCAAGACUCCAAAUUAGUAAUAUGGGAAGCAGUCGGAGGUGGCAGUGCUGCUCUACUGGUAGUUGCCAUCAUAAUAGCAGUCAUCUUAAUCAGACAUGCCAGGCGAUCAAAGACCUUCAAUGUUGCCAAAAGGAGUUUUGUUGAACUCAGAAAUGUUUCGGAAUCGGAUUACAUUGAGGAUACUUGGAGCAGAUCAGCCAAUCAUGAUUAUGAUAUUGACCAACAGCCGAGGGUCUUUUCCAAACGUACCGUCGAUUUCGAGAACCCGCUGUAUGUCGGCAAUUUGACGUCGGAUCAUGAAGGCGAUUUUGUAAAUCAGGAGUCACGUGAGGCGUUCAACGAAUCGAAUUGACGUGGUCGUUUCAAGGUGGAUCGGUAUUACAUUAGAUAGAGACUUUUGGUUGCAAGAAUGAGUAGAAUUUCUAAAACUUUUAAUUGUGUGUGUUCUUGUGUUGCAUUUUGCUAGUGAGUUUUGAUUUAUGUUUGACGUCAUCGUGUUUGCUGAUAAAUGUGUGUUUGAUAUGGAUUCUAAAUGCUCUUGCCUUGAAUUUAUAUAAAGAUAUAGCAAUAGCGCGAU